AUGUUUUAUCACAACGGCAGCAUUUUCCACCCAACCAUAUUUUUCCUCUCUGGGAUUCCAGGUCUGGAAGGAAUCCACACCUGGAUCUCCCUGCCAUUAUGCACUGCUUAUCUUAUGGCUUUGUUGGGCAAUGCCACAAUCCUCAUAGUGAUCAAGACAGAGAAGACCCUCCGAGAUCCUAUGUUCUACUUUCUGGCUAUUCUGUCAACAAUUGAUUUGGCACUUUCUACAGCCUCGGUGCCCCGCAUGCUUGGCAUCUUCUGGCUGGAUGCUCAUGAAAUUAACUUUGGAGCUUGUGUGACCCAGAUGUUUUUGAUCCAUGCCUUCACUGGCAUGGAAGCUGAGGUCCUAGUGGCCAUGGCCUUUGACCGUUAUGUGGCCAUCUGUGCUCCAUUGCACUACACAACCAUCCUGACAGCCCGUGUGCUGCUAGGCAUCACUAUAUGCAUUGUAUUCCGUCCAAUUUUGUUCACACUGCCUAUGGUCUAUUUAGUCUGCCGCCUAUCCUUUUGCCGGACCUAUAUAAUACCCCAUUCCUACUGUGAGCACAUGGGCAUUGCAAAAUUAUCCUGUGGGAGUAUCCGUGUCAAUGUCAUCUAUGGGCUUUUUGUGGUCUCUCUUUUUCUUCUGAACUUACUCCUUAUUGGCAUCUCCUAUGUAUACAUACUCCGGGCUGUCUUCCGGCUCCCAUCCCAAGAUGCACGGGUGAAAGCUCUAAGUACCUGUGGCUCUCAUGUUGGGGUCCUCUGUGUUUUCUACAUCCCCUCAGUCUUCUCUUUUCUUACUCACCGAUUUGGACACAAGAUACCACGCUACAUUCACAUUCUUAUUGCUAACCUCUAUUUGGUUAUUCCACCAUCACUUAACCCCAUCAUUUAUGGUGUGAGGACUAAACAGAUAAGAGAGCGAGUACUCCGUGUCUUUUUUAAAAAUUAA
Elephantulus edwardii (Cape elephant shrew) is the source of this 936-nucleotide messenger RNA. RefSeq names its product olfactory receptor 52J3-like. Gene Ontology annotation, cellular component: membrane. The record is from RefSeq and is a predicted model, not a curated record. The transcript has a single exon. The coding region runs from base 1 to 936 and encodes 311 amino acids. Gene Ontology annotation, biological process: G protein-coupled receptor signaling pathway. Lineage: Eukaryota; Metazoa; Chordata; Mammalia; Macroscelidea; Macroscelididae. Gene Ontology annotation, molecular function: olfactory receptor activity; G protein-coupled receptor activity.